AUGCAGAAGGGCAAAAUGCUGAAAGGCUUCUUCUCCAUCCCUGUUACCUUCAGCUCAGUCUAUGCUCCAGCUCCAACACUUAUUGUUUAUGUUAUCUUCCCUAAUGGAAAAAUCAUUGCUGAUUCUGCCACCUUCAGUGUCUCCACGUGUUUCAGACAUAAGGUGGAGCUGGGCUUCUCAACAUCCCAGACUCUUCCUGAUUCAGAGGUUGGUUUGAACCUGCUGGCAGCUCCUGGGUCCACAUGUGCUGUCUGGGCUGUGGAUCAGAGUAUCUUUUUGCUGAAGCCAGAAAAAGAACUCAGCAGCUCCAUGAUCUAUGGGCUCUUCCCAUCUGUUUAUAACUCCGGGUAUCCUCGCCAAGUGUCUGAAGAUGAUCAUUCAUGUGGGUUCCCAAAUUCUGAUGAGCCUGAUGUGUUUACAGCAUUCAAGAAAAUGGGGUUGAAAAUUAUGUCCAACACCAAUAUCAGGAAACCAAGACUGUGUCUAACUACUCAGCCAACAACUAUGCUGCAGGAAACAGGCGUGAUCACUUCCAGGCCCAUGUUGAUGUUUGCUCAGCCUCAUAAAGCACCUAACACAGGGCAUCUGUUGACAUCUACCCAUCAGCCCACCAUGUUUUCACCUGUUUCUCCAGCAGAAGAGAAAGUGCACAAAUAUUUCACAAAAACCUGGAUAUGGGAUUUGUAUUCUGUGGGUCCCAGUGGGAACAAGAGUGUCACUGUCACUGUGCCUGGCACCAUCACAGAAUGGAAAGCAGGGAUGUUCUGCACAGGACGUAAUGGCUUUGGACUUGCUCCAACCUCCAGUCUGCUUGUUUUCAAGCCCUUUUUUGUGGAGCUCACACUGCCAUCUUCUGUGAUCCAGGGUGAGACCUUCAUCUUGAAGGCCACAGUCUUCAACUACCUGCAGCGAUGCAUGAAGGUCCAAGUGACUGUGGAGGAGUUCACACACUUCCAGCUGAAGCCAUGUAAAGGCUGUGUCUACAGCAGCUGCUUAUGUGCUGGAGAAGCUAAAACGUUUCAGUGGAGUGUCACAGCAGAGCAACUGGGGCUCAUGAACAUCACCAUCAGCACAGAGGCCGUGGCCACCAAAGACCUCUGUGACAAAGAGAUACCAUUUGUCCCAAACCAAGGACAGAAAGAUACAAUCACCAAACUCCUUCUUGUCCGGCCAGAGGGAGUGCUGGUGGAAAAGGCUCACAGCUCCAUCCUGUGUCCCAAAAAAGGAAGUCCAGCACAGGAGUCUGUGUCCUUGAUGUUGCCUCUAAAUGUGGUUGAAGGUUCAGUCAGAGCUACAGUCUCAGUCACUGGUGACCUCAUGGGGACUGCACUGCAGAACCUGGACCACCUGGUGCAUAUGCCCCAUGGAUGUGGGGAGCAGAACAUGGUGCUGUUUGCCCCCAUUGUCUAUGUGCUGCAGUACCUAGAGAAGACAGGACAGCUGACCCCUGAAAUCAAGGAGAGGGCAACAGGAUUCCUGCGCAAGGGGUACCAGAUACAGCUGCAGUAUCAACACCCUGAUGGUUCUUUCAGUGAAUUUGGUACCAAGGAUGAGUACGGUAAUACUUGGCUGACUUCAUUUGUGGUCAAAUGCUUCGUCCAAGCCAAGCCAUACAUUUUCCUGGACAAUAGGAGCAUCCAAGCUGCUCUCAACUGGCUGGAGUUCCACCAGCUUCCUAGUGGAUGCUUCAGAAAUGUGGGCCAACUUUUUCACACAGCCAUGAAGGGAGGUGUGGAUGGGGAAGUCCCCUUGGCUGCCUACAUCACAGCUGCAUACUUGGAGGCAGGGGAGACACCAGAGAGUACAGUGGUGCGCAAGGCUCUGGGCUGCAUCGCUCCUUCCCUUCCCAAAGCUGCCAGCACUUACACACAGGCCCUGCUGGCCUACACCUUUGCCCUGGCUAAGGACCAUCAACGCACACAAGAGCUUCUCGACAUGCUUGAUCAAAAGGCAAUCAGAGCAGGUGGGCAGAUCCACUGGAGUCAGAGCCCAUCCGAGACACCCAGCGCUUGGUCACAGCCACUGUCUGUGGAUGUGGAGUUGACGGCCUAUGUCCUCCUGGCCCUGCUCUCCAAGCCAAAUGUCACAAGGGCUGAUCUCACCACAGCCUCUGGCAUUGUGGCCUGGCUCACCAGGCAGCAGAAUGCCUAUGGAGGAUUUGCCUCAACACAGGACACAGUGGUUGCCCUGCAGGCCUUGGCUAAGUAUGCAGCACUGACGUACAGCACAAAGGGGGUUGCAGAAGUGAGGGUGAGGUCCCAGAGAGGCUUUGGGAGGAAGUUCCAAGUCUCCUACCAGAACCGACUUUUGGUGCAGGAGGUGGCACUGACAGAAAUCCCAGGAAAGUUCUCAGUGCAGGCCCAUGGCAGCUGUUGUGUCUUUACCCGGAUGGUGUUGAGGUACAACACACCCUUCCCACAAGUCUCAAAAUCCUUUUUCUUGCGAGUGAAAACCAAGCCAGUCAAUUGCACCAGGGAUGAUACCCACUCUGUAACUCUCUACGUCAAUGUCAGGUACACUGGGAAGAGAGCCAUUUCCAAUAUGGUGAUUGUGGAGGUGUCCCUACUGUCUGGAUUCGUCCUGGCUCCAGGAUCUGGGAUGCCUAUGGAGCAUUGGCACCCUGUGAAAAGAACUGAGAAAACCCAAGCAGGUGUUGCCAUCUAUUUGGACAAACUGAGCCAUAAGUCUGAGACAUAUGUCCUGCACCUGGAACGGGAGAUUGGGGUGACCAACCUGAAGCCAGGACAUGUCAGGGUCUAUGACUACUACCAUCCAGAGGAGCAGGCCAUGGCUGAUUAUAAUCUUUUCUGCAUCUGAGCCCCACUAUCUUUGCCUGAGAGGAGGAGCCCUGUGUACCUCUGAUUCAGCAUAUUCCCUUUAUCUAGAACUACAUCUGGAAUUCCCUGGGCCUCCAUCUGUCCUCUGUUUUCUGGAUUUUUUUGUGUUGUCUUUGCUAAAUUGCUCUGUAGGUGGUACAUGAAAUGGUUAACACGUGUUCUUGCUGUAAAGUCUGGGGGAUAUCUGGGCUUGGUAUAGCUGAUGGGUCUGCCUGCCAGCUGAGUGACAGUGCUUGCAGACAGUUUUCACUGUUCCAGAAGAAAUUCCAAGCAGAAUUCAUGGUACUAUUUCCAGCUUACACUAUUUGGGUAUGGCUGGAUAUCCCACCUCUUCCUGGGGAGAGGCUGAAUUAAGACAAGAAUACUUGAUCAAACAAGAGAAACACUUUCCCUGAGAGUCCUUAUUGAGGGUCUGGUCUCCCUAGCUGUUAGCAUCCCAGGAUUAAUCAUUUCAGUCAUCCUAUUUUCUCUCUGUUUUCCUCCCUCUUCAUACUGUUUUUUCUCCAAGGACCUGGUAUGCUCUCUUACUAUCCCCUGUUUCAGCCCUCGGGGGUCCCAUUAGUGGGAGAUGCCCUAGCAGAGCACAGCUACUGCUUUAUUGCUUUUGGUAUGGUGGGGCAUACGUCACCUGCAAAGUCACAUCUCAGUGGGCUUGGGAUAUUGGUGCUGGAGCAGAUCUCAAGUUGGAUUUCAGGACUAAACCCAGCCCAUGCCAUGCUGCUCAUCCUGACAGCCAUUUCCUGGUGAAUUCUUUUGGGUGUCUGAUUAAUUCUGAUUGUUUUAAUCCAGGGAUUUUCUUGCUUGUAAACAGAA
Molecule: messenger RNA, 3650 nt
Organism: Cygnus olor (mute swan)
Lineage: Eukaryota; Metazoa; Chordata; Aves; Anseriformes; Anatidae
Product: alpha-2-macroglobulin-like protein 1
Exons: 24
Coding region: 1-2817 (938 amino acids)
Cellular component (GO): extracellular region
Molecular function (GO): endopeptidase inhibitor activity
Source: RefSeq, a predicted model, not a curated record